GUCACCUGUGUGUGUGUUGGUGGUAUCGUCACAACCAGCAUCCCUCUCGUCGUAACACACAAACCGAAAACUUGUAAUACUUUCCAUUGGGACACUUCUCUUAAUAACCUGGAACUUGGUGUGGAAUAAAUACUGAUGAUCUUUAGGAUGGUGUUACUGUUUGUGUGCCUUCAAUGAUGCGUUAAUUGAUGGGAUUGAAGAUUUACAAACUUUGAAGAGAGUUCGGCUUGACCGCAGGGAGAGACCACGUCCACAGUUGCGAGCCAUUCAACUUCACACACGAUUUAUUUACACGCAUGAAUGCGUUGGUUUUGUAAACAUGAAUUAGUUCCAAGCUAGCUGCAUUCUAAUUCUAUGCUGUAGAAACGAAACCACACAAUUUGUCAAAGCCUGCUUCCUAUUCGGUGGACUAUGUAUGGAUUUUAUUUGCCUCAAUUUUAGAGUCGUUUACAGCAACAGCCCCAUGACUUCUCACCAAGAUAGCGAGACGUUUUGACGCCGUCUUCGGACCAAGAAUCAUGGGGAAAGAUAUGGAGUUAUUGACCGCAGUAAAAACAGAGGACACGGCCGCUGUGCAGAGAAUUGUUUCUAAAAUAAAGGCUAAACAAAAAAAGCAUGGCACAAUCAAGAAAUCGUCACUGAACUUCCAAGAUGAUGAUGGGUUUUCUGCUCUCCAUCAUGCAGCUCUCAUUAGUAACUGUAGCAUCAUGGCUACCUUGCUGGAAUGUAACCAAAUAUAUGUUGAUAUCAAGGAUAAUAAAGGAAUGCGCCCACUGCACUAUGCAGCUUGGCAAGGCAAGCUUCAACCAGUCUCUCUUCUCAUGAAAUUUGGUUCUUCCCCUAAUGAAUGUUCUCUUGAAAGUGAUACACCUCUACAUCUUGCAUCCCAGUAUGGCAGUCAUAUGGUGGUGGAGAGUCUUCUUCAGUAUCAAGCCAAUCCAGUCUUAAAGAAUAAAAAAGGCAAAACAGCUCUUGAUCUAGCGGCAGAGUUUGGUCGUUUGAAAGUCGUCCAGCGUUUGAUGAACAGUAACCAAUGUACAGCUCUUCUUGAUAUUCCUUCUAGAACUAGAGUCAGUAUGCAUACACCACUUCAUCUAGCAGCUAAGAAUGGCCAUAUUGAUGUCAUGAGAGUUUUACUGGAAUAUGGCAUCGAUAUAAACAGAGAAACACCCAAUGGAACGUCGCUACAUGAGGCAGCAUUAGCAGGGAAAUCAGAAGUGGUUAAGCUACUUAUAGCUAGCGGUAUUGAUGUUCAUAAGAAGAAUUCUCAUGGUCAGACGGCUCUUGAUAUCGUCAAUAAAUUCACUCCUAGUCGAGCAGCUCAAGAAGUCAAGCAACUGCUUAGAGACUCCAUUGGUGGAUCUCAAGCGCGGGCGCUUCAGGAAUAUAGCCGCAUUCAUGACCGAUCUGCACUGUCUUUCAGACCAGGGGAUAUCAUUACGAUACUUGAGCGGAACCAAGAUGGUAAUUGGAAGGGAUCUAUAACUAAAGCCAACAAUGAGUGCAUCGGAUUCUUCCCAUCUUCAUAUGUUGAGCUUCUAACAAGACCAGUCUCCACAACCCGGGGGCUCUUAUACUCUGAUGACGAUGCUAAAGUUGUAGUACCUGCGCAUAAAGAGACGAUUAAACCCCCACGAGGUGGAUGGGGUGCCCGUAUCUACUCGGCUCUUUUUUCGGAAGUGACUCCAUCACUAACCAAAGAUGACGCACUUCUAGACAUACAGUCGCAAUUGGUGAAGCUUCUUUCAAAACCUCAAACACAACUUGUGAUGGCACCGGAAAGGAAAAUUUCCCCGUUUGGCGGAAAGGUCGGAGAGGUGCGGGAGUUCGUAACCAGUAUCCGUAAUGCGUUCCAGCGUUACUCCAUACCACAAGAUCAGAAGGGGCCCUUUCUACUGGACUACUUGCGUGGAGGCCCUAAAGCAGAAGUUAAGGCCAUGCUGUCGGAAGAGAAAAAGAUCAACAAGGUCCUAGAUUUCCUUCUCGAAUCAUAUGGGGACAGACUUGCGACAGGAGAGCUCCAGCGAUUGUUUUUGGAGAGACGACAGAGGCAUGGAGAAGGUGUCCGAGACUAUGCGUUAGACAUUGAAAGGCGUUUCUUGAGGCUUACACGACAUGAUGGAAAGCUAUACUCAAGUCCAGACACCACAUUGGCAGAGCAGUUCAAGGACUUGGUGACUCAUACAUACGUAGCACAUGCCGUGAUACGUUUGAGCAAGGGUUUGCCAUAA
This is a messenger RNA of Asterias rubens (European starfish), 2231 nucleotides long. RefSeq names its product caskin-2-like. Lineage: Eukaryota; Metazoa; Echinodermata; Asteroidea; Forcipulatida; Asteriidae. The record is from RefSeq and is a predicted model, not a curated record. Bases 519 to 2231 code for a protein of 570 amino acids. The transcript is spliced from 10 exons. Gene Ontology annotation, molecular function: protein binding.